This is a messenger RNA of Liolophura sinensis, 4514 nucleotides long. RefSeq names its product kelch-like protein 2. Gene Ontology annotation, molecular function: protein binding. The transcript is spliced from 9 exons. Bases 247 to 2154 code for a protein of 635 amino acids. Lineage: Eukaryota; Metazoa; Mollusca; Polyplacophora; Chitonida; Chitonidae. The record is from RefSeq and is a predicted model, not a curated record.
CGACGUAACAGUGUUUCGUUUUCAUACUCUGUGUUUCACAGCUCAUUCAACUUGGUUGUCACGGAAAUGAAACUUGACAGUGUAGCUCUUCUGUGUUUGAAGGUAAUAAACUGACACUACUUUCGGUGGAGAAACAAAGACUCGCGACCCAUUUCUGCGGGAAAGAUCGCCUCAAAUCUACCGAAAGGAUAUGGACCACGAGUCUAAACAGAAUUGAAUGAUCUGAUGGAUUAAACAAGAAGGAGGAUGUCUCAUGUUCGAAUAUCUCGCUCAAGGCAUAGAGUCUUGCCUGUUAACUUUAAUAACCAUCGAAUACAUCAAACUGAACAUGAACGAGAGUCAAGUGUGGACUCUUUGGCCAGUUCACCUGCCAACUCUGUUCAUUCCACUAUUUCAGUAGAUGGAGAGCAUUUGUUCAUGGCCUCAUCUCACUCCGUCCAACUCCUGACAGGACUUAACAGUCUUCGGCAAGAGGGAUUACUCUGUGAUGUCACUAUUGGGGUAGACGGACAAGAAUUUACAUGUCAUAAAACUGUUCUUGCAUCAUUUAGUCCUUAUUUUAAGGUGAUGUUUACAGGAAACUUGGCUGAAAGCCGCCAAAACAAAGUUUCCAUCAAUGGGGUUGAACCUGCAACUUUCCGCCAGCUGAUUGACUAUGCAUACACAUCAGAAAUUCGAAUAAACAAUCAAAAUGUGCAGGCCUUACUUUCUACAGCUAACUUACUGGAGGUCCUACCUGUCAAAGAGGCCUGUUGUACAUUCCUUGAGAGAAAUACAGACGAGACAAAUUGUCUAGGCAUCCACUGUUUUGCUGAGGCCCAUGCUUGUGGCGAGCUGCAAGACAAAACGAAAGAGUACAUUCUGGACUCCUUCACCACUGUUAUUAAUCAUGAUGAAUUCUUAAACAUUACUUCCAGCAAACUUAUAGAACUCAUCUCCGAUGACAAUUUAAAUGUGGAUAAUGAAGAGAUUGUGUUUGAAGCAGUUCUCAAGUGGCUACAGCAUGACUUGCCAGAGCGAGAAAAGGAGCUGAGUAAAGUGAUGGAGCAUGUCAGGUUGGCUCAGCUUAGUCCAUAUAGCCUUCAUGACAUUGUUGAGCAAAAUAAAUUGGUGAUGAGUUCUCCUGAAUGCCGUGUCUUUGUGGAAGAUGCUAAAACAUUCCAAUUACUUGAGGACAGACGAAAUGAGUUACUGUCUCCACGAACCAGACCACGUAAAUCAACAGGAAGUGCAGAUGUGAUCAUAGCAGUUGGAGGUGAGGAUGAUAAGGUGGUCCUCAGGAGUGUGGAAUGUUUUGAUCUGCAGAGCUAUCAGAGAAGGACCCUGGCAUGUCUGCCAUUUGCUAUCAGUAAACAUGGACUAGUUGUAUCUGGUGGCAGUGUUUACCUGGCUGGAGGAGAAUACCCAGAUGGACUGGCCAGUAAGAACGUGUGGAAGUUUGACCCAGUGUUUGAUGCUUGGCAAGAAGUGGCGCCAAUGAAUGUGCCUCGGUCCGAGCUUGGUAUGGCUGUUUUGGAUGGCUAUAUAUAUGCUGUUGGAGGCUGGGAGGGUACAUCUCGUUUGGACACCAUUGAAAGGUACAGCCCAUCUACCAACAGCUGGUCCUUUGUAGCCUCCAUGGCCAUGGCUCUGACCAGCACAGCAGUUGUGGCCUGUGAUGGAUUACUCUAUGUCACAGGAGGGGCUGUGUUGGAAGAUGGAGAUGGGAUAGAUGUUGUACAGUGUUACAAUCCAAAGACAGACACCUGGACAAACCGUGCUUGCAUGCUCAUCCCAAGAUCAGGCUCCGUAGCCUGUGUGCUCAAUGGAUGUAUCUAUGUUGUUGGUGGUUGGCAUGCGUCCACUGAGAACACAAACAAGGUAGAGUGUUACAACCCCAAAACAAACCAGUGGAUGUGGAAGGCCCCAAUGGUGGAGAGACGGUACAGACCAGGCAUAUCUGUGGUGGAUGGAAAAAUCUAUGUGUUUGGAGGGGAGGAAGGCUGGGAUAGGUACCACAACACAAUAGAGUGUUAUGAUGCAGAGAAUGACAAAUGGUAUAUAUAUGGGGAGAUGCCGACUAGCAGGAGUUGGCUGAGCUGUGUGACAGUGACUAUGAAGAAAUCCCUGUUAGCUUGUGACAGAGGCUCCACCUCCGAGUGUGAAGACUUAUGACAGGGGCUUGGGGAAGUGAUCCUACUGGAAACAUGAUCAUUGUUCAUCACGAUGGUGGAAUGUAGUUCAAUCUCCACACCAGUCUUAAGCUUGACAAGUGUAAAGACAAUACAGUAUUAUUUGUCAUCAACAGAGGUCACUGUUUGAAAUAAGAAAGUCAUGGAAGCAGCUUAUUGUUUAUUUAAUAUAUACCAUGAAUUUAAAUUAGUGAUCAUAGAACUUGAGAAAGGAAUUUAAGGAAUAUUAAAGUUUGUUUAUUAAUGAAGAAUUUUAUAAAUUUGUGGAUUAUGCAUGUAAAAAAAAUAAUGAAAGAAAACAAAAUUCAUAUUGUAAAUUUAAAAAAGUCAAAUGGAUUAAAAUGAUGUAAGACUUAAAAAAGGAAAGUUUGGCUGCUUAAUCUUCUGAAUACUCUAAGCCUAAGGAUCUGAAAGAUACACGUUACAACUUUGAAACACCUAAAUAACUAUCACAAACAAAAUGAUAUUUCUGUUCAAUAACAACAUAGGAUUAUUAGGGAAUACAUGUCAGCCAAGGCAAACUAAUAGUGCUAUUUAGUAUUAUUUAACAGUUGGUCGUAUAUGUAGGUGGAAUAAAAAUGUUCUAAUUGAAGAACUCCCAGGGUUAUAUAAAGCUAAUUAUUUUCUAACUCUGUACCUCUGGGUCUUAUAAAUAUGAUUAUAUGUCAUCACUUGGGGCAGAAGUUUAUUUCGGUGAUUACUGAGGCCUGAGGCUAGACUUAUAUACACUGUUACAUCCGAUAGAAUAAAGAAAAAUAGAAAGAUUAAAAGUUCUAAUAGAAACUGAGGUUGAGACGAAGGUUUUUUUCUGUUUCAUCAAUCUGAAUUCAGUGACCUUCACAUUGUUUUUGUACAAACUUGUCUGGUAAUGGAAAGAGAGCAUAGAGAGAAUUGCAUGUGCUGUGAGUGGUAUGGUAGUGCACGAGAUAAUGGGAUAGGUGAGGGAUGUGACAUAGGGCAGGCAGAUGAGUACUGCAAAGACAAGAGACAGAAUCUGGGCAGUCACUCAUAUUAUGCAGGACUAAAGACUGAGGUAAGUGACAAGUCAUGACUCCAGAAGGGAUACAAGUGAUGAUGUUAAACUGCUUAUAUUGAGGUACUAGCGAGUCCAGUCACCACCUUGCCUGGGGAGUUUACUCCAGCAGCCAGACCCUCACAGGGGAUUACUGCACUACUGGGGGUUGAUCACUCUCCCUUGUCAUCUCCACAGGGAACUCAAAUCUGCUUAACUUUAUGGCUAGAAAUUUUCGGCUAAACUUACCUGAAAGAUGGUAUACUUGUUGUCUAGAGCCAAUUUCAACUGAAUUGUCUUAAACUCAAUAGAUCUCAGUUAAUACAUAUCCAAACAGUUGUGGUAUGAUAAUCAUAGAGGGAUUAUUUUGAACAUUAUAAAAUUCAUCCAUUCAUAUUAUUGUGGUUAAACAUCUCAAAAUAUUUUUCUUCGAAAUUAGAGCCUUAUCAUGCAUUUAUCAUCAGCACUAAAAUCCAAAUACACAAGUGUAUUUAUUCUAGGAUCAUAUUCUAACAGAAUUGAUUUGAAUCAAACGAGGUUAACUCCCUUGAUUAAGUUUGUGUACUGCUUUUUAAUAGUACAUUGAAGUAACUGCUGAUGGUAAGAUCUUGUGUGGAUGUUACAUGGAUGUUUAUAUCUACCUCAUGGCAAGGUAAUCAGAUCAUCUAUGUGUUUGUAAAAUUCCAGUAAAAUGUAGAUAUUUUUCAUACUAACACAUUUAUAUGCUCAGAUAUGUUACAUGAUGAAGAUCAAGAGGAGUUUUCAUUGUUCAUGGAUAAUACAAUUAACAUUAUCAGUAGAAGUAAAAGUGGUUACCGGUUAGAUCCAUGAUUACAUGUACUUUGAUACCGAUCCUUGCAGAAAUGUCCAGUUUGAGAAUUGUGCAGUGCCCUGUAUUGUUUGUGGCAUAGUGAAUCUUGUCAAAUUUGCCAUCGAUGUUGCAGAGAUCUGGAGUAUUGACCUAGGUAAACUGGUGCAUGCCUGGCUUAAUUUACAGUUUUACUUGUCGGUGGUUUUGUCCCUUCUGCUAAGUUUAAACAGGACAGUUAAAUCUGGACUGAAAAUCAUCUUUAUGAACAGAUUGCCAUUACUAGUACCUAGUAUUUUAUGAAAUAGAUGUACUUUAUAAACAAUUAUGUGCAUGUUGAUUUAUGGGCUAGACUGUUGGUUCAAUGUGCUUUAAAUAUGUCGAUGAUUAAUGUAGAUAUUUGUAGUUGAAAAUAGUGCUUGCUAAUUUGGUACAGGGUUGUAGUACUGUAGAAUUAUGUGCAAACAGAAGAGUGGAGAUACUGUAGUUUGUAUCUUUCAUAUCGGUGAAUUUAUCUUUUUUU